This is a messenger RNA of Monomorium pharaonis (pharaoh ant), 989 nucleotides long. RefSeq lists its product as uncharacterized. The record is from RefSeq and is a predicted model, not a curated record. The transcript is spliced from 2 exons. The coding region runs from base 583 to 843 and encodes 86 amino acids. Lineage: Eukaryota; Metazoa; Arthropoda; Insecta; Hymenoptera; Formicidae.
UGUAAAGAUGUCACAACGAUUGCAUUUUUGCAUUUUCGCAUAAUGUAACACUGAUAUAAUUUUGGAAAUUUUUUGAAAGAAAGAUUUAGAUUACGCAUUCAAGUUCUGCAUAAGAAAAAUGCUCGAUGAUGACAACACACUUACAACAGUCUUAAAUCAGACUUGCGUUAUCGACUCAUACAUGUCGACUUUUGUCUAUCCAAACAGAAUAAUUAAUUAUCAAUUUUGUACAUUUCUAUGGUGCAGUUGCAAUAUUAAAAUAUUAUUAUUUGUACAUAAUAUAACACGAGAAAAAAAAUUGUAUAUUUCACAGUAAGACAAAAUCUAUUAGGGAGCGUAGUAUUCGAGUGAUUAUUAAAAUGCAGCACGAUCUAAAAAUGGUGGCGACCAUUGCGUGGCGAUCGAUCAUAAUAAAUUAUUCCGAAUGUGCCCCCGCAUUCAAGUUGUACAACAUUGAAUUUUAGUCACGGUGGGAGAAACUUUUUGUGUAAUAGAAGGUACGAUGUAUGUAUAAAAGACACUGAAGCAAUCGAGAAUAGGUAUCACAGUUUUCGCAGCGAGACAAUCACUACCGCAGUUAAAAUGGUGACUAAAAUUUUGAUUCUCGUGGGUGCUCUAGUAGCCGUCUGCUCCGGAGGAGCGAUACCAGCAAUUCCAGCUAUUCCAGCGGCAGUGCCAGCGUCUGCGGCUCUGACAGUGGGAACCUAUGCUACGAGUUACAGUGCACAUGCCGUCAAUCAUGCCAUAGCUGCCCCAUAUGUAGCGGCUGCACCAUUGACUUACUCCGUUUAUCACGCUUUGCCGGCCACAUAUUCCGCUCCUAUCAUUGCCGGAAGACGUUAAAAACUACAUGAAACUGAUCUCUAUUCGUACAACAAAUCUGGCAAAUUCUAAUUAAAAACUGCUAUAUUAUUAUCAUACACUGUGUUAUUAUCAUACACUUUUUUGAAAGUUUUUUCUUUACGUUGUAAAUAUAGUACACCGAUGUA